Molecule: messenger RNA, 1968 nt
Organism: Bolinopsis microptera
Lineage: Eukaryota; Metazoa; Ctenophora; Tentaculata; Lobata; Bolinopsidae
Exons: 9
Coding region: 15-1766 (583 amino acids)
Source: RefSeq, a predicted model, not a curated record
AUGCAAAGUGGGUGAUGCUGAAACAGUUGACUCUGCUAGCCCUGCUUCUCGGAGCGCAGUGCUUAACCCGAGAGGAGCUUGAAGCGUUUACACCUAGACACCCUGACUACACAGAUUUUAAUACUAAUCUCAAGUCUGAGGUUUACGGUCGAGAUAAUGCAGAUGGAUCACAAACAAUCUACACUAACGGGAUUCCGUCUCAUCCUACGUGGGAGUUCCCCCAGGCCUCUGGAAAUCCCAACGAAUUGAAAGAGAUCAGAACAACGUUAAACAUAUACUCUGAACCUCGUAUGAGAGCUGAGCCUUUGAGAUGUAUACCAAUGGGUUUCAUAGGAAUCGCAACUUCUGGAGUAGCAAUAGAUGGAUGGUUCCCGGCAGAACGUGGAUGUCCGGAAGUAGCCGAGUUUGAGGAACUGGAUAUUUGCGAGGGACACCCGUCACCAAACGGGCAAUAUCACUACCACCACUACUCUCCCUGUGUGCAGAUGCCAACUUGUGGAGUACCCUCAACGAUAUGGGGCGUUGCAAUAGACGGUAUUCCAAUAUACGGACCAUUUGAUGAGGACGGAAGACAGCUAACUAAAGAGGACCUGGACGAGUGCGGAGGAAAGUACGACAGUACUGGGAGGUACAAGUAUCACAUGACUGUGGAUCCUCCUUACUCCCUCGCUUGUCUCCGUGGUGAGAUUAGGAGUGAUCUAGGAAAAUCGGCCGGAACUUUCUUCUGUGCUUGUCCUUUUGAUGAUACUAUGUUUGUGGACAGAUCUGGAGAUAAGAGUCACGGGUACGAUAACAGAGGAAGUAGACCGUCUAGUAUAUGUCAGUUCAAUACUGACGGGGACCAGCCUGCCCAAUGCAAUGAAUCGUAUGAUAAGAACUACGACAUUGGAUACGAAUGGGUUAAACAAGACAGGACCAUCAAACUAGCUCCGUGUUGUCCAGCUGGGAACGCUUGCGGAGACAGCUGUAAAACUAGUGAAGGGCUCCAGGAGAACUGCACCCAAGAAGUAAGAGAAGUGAAAUACCUAACAAGGAUUGCUAAAGAGGGAUCUAACCAAGACAACAGUAACCAAGACAACAGUAACCAAGACGACGACAGAAGACCUGACGACGAUAAAAGACCGGAUAACGGUGGUAAGCCUGAUCGUAGCUGUAUGGAACCAUGUAUACAAGAAUGUGAGGGUUCCAACAGCGGCGGGCAAGGUGGGCGCGGAGGAAGAGGAAAUGAGUGUCGGGACAAAUGUCAUAAGAAGUGUACAUCCCAGGGAAGUGAUGAUGAAAGAAGACCCGAUGGUGAUAGAGGAAGGCCUGAUGGUGGCAAAGGAAGGCCUGGUGAAGAUAGAGGAAGGCCUGGGGAUGAUAGAGGAAGGCCUGGUCAAGAUAGAGGAAGGCCUGGUGAAGAUAGAGGAAGGCCUGGUGAAGAUAGAGGAAGGCCUGGUGAAGAUAGAGGAAGGCCUGGUGAAGAUAGAGGAAGGCCUGGUGAAGAUAGAGGAAGACCAGAAGGUGGCAGAGGACCAGAAGGUGGCAGAGGACCAGAAGGAAGACCUGACAGGAGUUGUAUGGAGCCCUGUAUGAGCGACUGUGACAGUGGCUCACGUGACUGCAGGGACAAAUGUCACUCGCAGUGUACUUCUGGACGAUCUAGAUACUUUGCUGAUGAUGUGGAACUCGAGGAGGGUGGAAAACAGAAAAAGGGAAAAGCGAAGGGAAAGGGAAAAAAGAAGAAGGGCAAAGGAAAAAAGAAAAAUGUCAAGAGAGGAAGUUAAAAUGAUAGAAUAACGGGAAUUUUAUGGACAGCAAAAGUCUUUAAUUAGUUUAAAUCUGGAGUCUACUUAAGAAUUCUAUGAACGUUUCAAAUCAUAAUAUUUCAGAAUGAGUAUUGUAUCAAUAUAAUAUAAUCAAUAGACACUUGGAGGAUUAACGCAUUGGGUUAAGUUGUAGUUGUUCAUGUUAGACAGUUACGAAUUA